GAGAUCGCGAAUCGCUUGCCUCUCGAAAGUAGACUUGCUUGUAGUCCAUUUAUUAAGGAAUUCGCCGGUCCAUUUCCUGUAAUGAAAUAAUUCCUAUUUGGCUGUAUGUUACAGCGGCCAGCUUGCUUGAGCUUCAGCUUUUCACACAUCAGCUCGUGAAAGCUCUUAUAAUUUCCGCGUGUUGUUUCAAUGAGAUUUCUUUAUAGCUGUUUGUGUAUUAAACACAGGUUUUAUCUAGAUGUCUGGGCGGGCAGCAGAGCAGGCAAACCGACCAACAGCUGAGGAGAAUGACAACGCAAGAGCAUCGACCUUGAAAAGAGAGCUUCGUGAUAGGAAAGGGGGUACUGCAAGAUCGCCUAAGACAUUAUCAACUGCUGUUAAAAGGUAGACCCUGGGAGAUUGCUUUUUUUACUUCAACGAUCAAUAUUCAAUUUACCUCUUACAUGAAAAGACCUUUUACUAACCAUACGCGUUCUCUCAGGGCAUGGCGUUGUCUAGUUUCUUAGUUCGUUGUAGCGUGAAGUGAAUGUAACACAAAGUCCUUGUUCACUUGAUGCGUCGGUUGAUCGUUAAUUUGCAUGUUAACUUUGUGAAGCUCGCUCGCGCUAGAAAUUUGUCCGAUUGCGUUCAGAAAUAGCUUGGUAUUUAGUAAAUGUCUCAAAGAAUCGCCUGAUUUGAUCAGAUUGGGAAAAACUGAGCGAAUUUCGCGAAAACGAGCGCGAGUUUGGUAUCGCGGCAGAGGGUUAUUUGUGAUCUCCGAUAUUGACGUAAGUCUUUAUCUUUGUUUGCCUUCCACAGUUGGGAAUUGGGACUAUCAGCUUUGCUAAAAGGAGGCAAUGACAGAUUGGUUUUUUCUUACUAAAUUGGUUUAUUUUAUAUUUUCAGAAUUCAAAGGGAAUUAGCAGAAAUCACACUGGAACCGCCACCGAAUUGCAGGUAAUUCAGGCCUUCACAAGACGCUCACCCUUCAAAGCUCUUGUUUGGAAAACAAUGGUUGCGGUUUUUGUUUCGUAUUGUGAAUGAAACAUGAUGAAAAAGUUUUAUCACGACUACGGCGAACUGUCUGUUCCUCUUUUCAGUGGCAAAAAAAAAAAACCACAUCGAAACAACAAAAUUUCUUCCAAAGUUUGACGAAAGCGGCUUGAGUCAAUUAUUGUGGACUGAUAAGAUGAUAUUAAGGCGUUGUGAGGUAUUUUAAAGUGUACGAAGGCUUUGUUACCGAAGCCAAAACUAAUUAUGCGUCGGAGCUCAUUGUAUAUUUUUAGAAUGUCGUUGCCCCGCUGCUAUUUUUGUCUUGAGCUUGGUAAACACACAAGUUUUAGAACACAUCAAAUGCCUUGUGAGGUUGAUACCGGUCCACAUCUUUCAACCUGAGUCACCGCUUCGAAAACGGAAGAUUUUGAGAUCUGGAUGUGUUCAUAAUUUAUGCAAAGAGGUUUUGGACACCUGCCUCAUAUCAUAGUAAAUGUUGGCGGGAUGAGGUUUACAUAACAACUGUGACUUGUCAUCUGCGUUGCAUGAAUUCGUACACUCUCCAUACUUCAUUGCAAAAGGUUAUUGUCAACCGGAACUUAAAAAUUUUAUCCCUGAAAUUAACUAAGUCCAAGAUGUUCCUGAAACCUCGAAGGCGUAUUUAAUUCGUCUCUCUCAAACUAGUAAACAUUCAUAUUUUCAAAAGCGCUUUCUCGUAGAUUUAAUGUUUGGAAAUUGUCGCAAAAAAUUAUCUUGAAUGGAUGAUUGUCCCAAAAAUUUCCACUCCAGUGAUUAGAGCUAAUUGUUGAACUAACAAAACUCACAUCACCGAAAUUCUGUCUUUAUAGCGUAUUUAAAUCAAUUCUGCUCAAUCGAUCACCCAAUUAAGAUGAUGAACGAAUUGCAUGCAGACGAAUGAGGUUUUCACAUAUCCGUAUCCAAAUGUUUUUGAUUCGCUAAAUGACACAAAGCUUCGCUUACAUGCUCCCCGAUAGAUUUAUGGUUGUCCUCACCGAUUUCAGUUUCUCGAAUAUAAUCGCUCUGGGCACACGCUUAAAGUCACGAACAUUUGCUGCUGGUAGUUUUCCAAGAAAUCACGAAAAAUCAUACAGAGUUACAACAAAUCUCUUAUCUUGCCCUCAUCGUUGUUACUGUUUUUCGAUGGCGAGUUUUCCUUCGUCGGCUUACGGUUGGAAUAAUUGCAUCUGUUUCCCUCACAUGGAAUUUCGUGGAUUGCUUUGAGAAGAGAAAUCUCUAUGCAACUCAAGCGAAUUGAAAUUUAGCCAUGCGGUAUAGACGGAAAACUGACGGAGACAUUCUUCAAUUGAUUGACACUUCGACUUAUCAGUGACCUCUAAGGUUAUCAAAGUGAUUGUUAGCAAGAACAAUCCUUUUAUAGAACCAGUUAUCGCUGCUAGAUAAAAUGACUUUUUAGAUUUUUCAUUUCAUACAAAAGUAAGAGAAAUCCUAUCUUUACUUUUCUCCACGGUUUUGUUCCAAACGCUGAGACUUUUCGGUGACUAAAUGCCCGGCAUAAAUUAUGGACUGAAUGCCCGGCGGUCAGAAUACACUCACGAAUGUAAAUUCUGUUCAAUUUACAGUUCGAUCGUUGUCGGUUCAUAGACUUUUAUGUCUAUAACAGACAUUAAAUCUCAAGUAUCCUCCAAGCGGGAAACCUCUUAGGAACUUGGAUUGGCUGUUGCUUGGUGUAAAAUGCAUUAAUGUAAGAACGCGAAUCUCUUAAUUCAUCGAAUUUCGAGUAUCUUUAGCUAAAAGCACAGCGGUAGGAAACUCUAACACAGAUUGACGUGAAUUAUAAUACAUACAUUUUCGCGUGGUUUACAUCUGGGUCAACUGUUUUGUCUCUCCAGAAUUUCCAUGUGUUUUCUAUCUCGCAAGACGUUUGAAAAUAACUUUGGUAAACAAUUCUUCUUUAAACAUGGCCGCGCCGUUAAGACAUUUUUUAGCCUAUGACUAAAUAAGGAAAAAUCGAAAUUUUCGUGUAUUGAUAAUAAUAAAUAAAAUCAUUGUUUUGUCGGCAAGAAAGAGAUAUUCAGUUAUUUUUUUGCGAGGUCAUUUUGUCUGCUAUCCGCACUGUCAGGGGGAUUUCAACACUUCUCAAUUAUGUUGACAGCUGAGAAUUGCAUGUUUCGUUCGUAACGCGAUAUCUUUUAUGCCUUUCGUUACAGCGCUGGUCCUAAAGGUGACAACCUGUAUGAAUGGAACUCAACAAUUCUGGGUCCACCAAAGUCCGUCUACGAAGGAGGAGUAUUUUUCCUGGAUAUUCAUUUUCCAACAGAUUAUCCUUUUAAACCACCCAAGGUAUGAAUGAAAAUAUUAUCUCAAUAUAUGAAGUGGGUUCUUCAAAAUUCAUCGCGUGUCGGUCUUUUAUCUUUUUCCAAGAGAGGAAAUCGUCAUACUUAAAUAUUGGCAUCUAGUGCUAUUUUCAACUCCAAGUAUCUUUGGUUGACGUAAUUAAUGCCUGCUAUUAAAUUGCAUUCUCGAGCUUGUUUCAUCAGACGAUUUGUACAUUUUUUGUAACUUUGUAGCCAGGAAAUUUUUCACUGUACCGGUUCAUUAUUUUAAGAAUUUCUCGAAAUUUUAACAAUAUUCCUUACAAUGUCAAUCUUUAUUAUAUGCCAAAUAAAUGAAGGGGGUAAGUUUCUAAAGAAACUGUAGUGCUGCGUCGGUGGGAGAGUAUAACAGGGUAAUUUAGUAUUAUCAACAGAGUUGAUAACAUAAAUUGGCCACCGCGCCGUAAAGAGUUUUGAUGCUAAUGUUUCGUGCGUUAGCUCUUCGUCAGAGCGGUAGAUGAAGGGCUACCGCUCGAAACGUCAGCUUUUAAACUCUUAAGAGUGGCCAAUUUACGUUAUCAAGUCAGUUGAUAAUACUAAUAAUCCUGUUUAUCAUAUGUCAACCUAACGUGAGAAACCUAGUGUUCUGAAAAUAACUUUUUUCGUAUUCUGCAUUCUUAAGUUAUCCGGUUAUUUUGUAGGAAACGAGUCAACUUCACCAGACAUAUUUAGACCGUCCGGGGUUCAUAAAAUGGUGUCAAAUAGUUGAUAAUCGGUAACAAUUUUGGCGCUAUAGAAGUUUAUAGCGUUUUACAGUUUAUAAAGAGUUUAUCAUAGGUCAAAAUCAUGAUUACUUGUGCAAUGUAAACUUUUUAAUUUUUCUCCGAAGGUCACUUUCCGAACAAGAAUUUAUCAUUGUAAUGUCAAUAGCCAGGUGAGGUUUUUUUUUUAAAUUUGAAUUUUUGCUUUUGGAGAGACAAUAGGAUCAACUUGCUAACGAAUUUUUGAAUAGGUUCAAUUUAUUAAUUGUAACAAUAUACCUGAAAAAAAUUACACGCGUCUGAUUGGCUGGAAAAGAGUGCUUCUCGUGUAUACAAAUAACACGCGCGCGCUGCCAAAAUUUACGUCUGUCUUCACUUUCUGUGAUUUUUUUAUCUAAAAGUAACAAGUAACAAAAUGAUUUCUCGUGCAAUUUGGUGUUCUAAGCUUUAUUAAAUUUUUUAAAGACUACAAAUUGCACUCGCCCUGCGGACUCAUGCAAUGUUAUUGUCUGAAAAAUUUACUCGUGCUUAUUAACACCAAACUGCGCACGAAAUUAAGUUAUAACCUAUACUUAACGAACUAGAACUUUGUUACUGCCCUCCCUUGGAAAGAAAAACUCGGAAAUUUAUGUUAGUAUACAAACUAGAAUGUGAUCUGACUUCCUGCUAAAAAUUGAUGGUGACGAAGCUGGUAAUGUCUCAGUUAAGUUCAACGUUUUUACAUUUUUAACUGCUUAAUGCGGCAUAUGAUAAUAUUUAUUGUGAUUUUUAAAGUCACGGUACAGAAAACACGAAGGAGAAAUUGAGCUUUUUUAAUCCUGUUAGAAUGAUGGCAAUUUAUCGUGAAGUUUUCGCUGGAUAGUCAAACGCGGGAAAAAUUUAUGAGCAGCUUUUUUUUUAGGGUUUGAUAGAGUGUGAUAUUUCGCCAAGGAUACGAAAGUGAAAUAUUGCAAUAGUUUGUAAUAAGGAUAUCCAAGCUAAAUAUAUGCACAGGCUUGGUAAACAGACUCUGUCGAGUGUCAAAAGGUUUGUGUUUAUUUUCCUGUAUUACAGUUUUUCAUUUGUUUUUUUUCUCGAAUGCCUGGGUUUUAAUUGGAAAUAUCCAACCAUUCCUGAUCAAAAAAGGAGACAUUAGAAGACAUUGUAACAGAGGACAGAGAAUAAAAUCCUUUUUUUCGCUCCUGAAGAAGAAAAUAAAAGCAAAGAAUGAGAAAACGUGAUAUUAUGCUAAUCAGUUUGCCAUAUGCAAACACUGUUGACGUCAAUGCCAUCCGAAGUGACUUGGUUAUUUACUUUAAAAAGAAGAUGUCAGAAUCGAGACAACGUACAUACAGCUUUUGUUUUUCUUUUAUUGUCUGUAUGUUUAUCGUCAAAUGUCCGGCAAAGUUAUGAUUCAACGUUGAGUUGACGGGACAACGACAUCUGUUUAGGUUAAGAAAGGACGAAACUAAGAACUAAUUUAUUAGCGAGCGCCAUCAUUCUAGUAUCGAAGAUAUUGUGGUAAGGUCUGAUGAGGACAUCAACGGUGACUCUUGUAAAUAAAGCCGGGUAGUGGCUACAUCUGGAUUUAUAAAAAGAUCAGACAUAACGCACUCUCUCAUUGGUCCAUAUGUGUGAAGAGUGUUUGCAAACAAGCCUGGGACAUUUAAGUUUGGCGAGCAAUUUUUAGAUGUAUUUUACGUGGGCGAAAGAACAUUUUCUUCUGUGUUUACAAUAGCCUCAUCUGAACAAUCAAGGGUCGGAGAAUUCUCGAGACCUUUGCCUGCGUCUCGGGUUUGCAGAACUCUUUUCUUGAAAACUUUUAGAUUUUUUUGCUCUCAAUUUCUAUGCGAUAGAAAUCUCGAACUCGUCCGCUGAUGGAUGAGUAUUUCCAUUAAGUCUGAGUUAUUUUCUUUCCUGUGUGUGAACCUAGGUCAAAUUUCAACGAAAAAAUUACAUCCGUUGUGACUCAGAACAGCGCAACUAUUGUUUGUUUUUUUAUUUUUACCUGUCUCAUUUUGUAGUUAAUUCUUUUAUGGUCUCUGAGUUAUUAACUUCAGUUGAACUCUUUUAACUUCUAAGAGUGACUAGCAUCUAAUUUCUCAUUACAAUAUCACCCUUGAAUCAAACAUUAGGGUCACGAGAAUAAAGGAAAUGAUCACCAACUGAAGAACCCCUUGAUUGUUAAACAAAUUCUCCUUAUCAGCACCCUAUUAAAUGUAUAGAGAAUUGUAUGGAGAAUAUUCAUGCUGAUGCUAGUAUAGAGUAUAAUGGGUUAACACGAUAAUUUGUUUGUGUUCUAGGGAGUGAUUUGUCUGGAUAUUUUAAAAGAUAACUGGAGCCCAGCUCUGACUAUUUCCAAAGUUCUUCUCUCCGUCUGUUCACUUCUGACAGAUUGCAAUCCAGGUAUUUCAGCUUUUAAAUUCCUUGAAUGUUUAACAUGUCAAAUCGCCCGACAGUAUUUACACAUUAUCCAUCAAACUUGUGAUAAGAAUGUAGACAGUUAUCAUUCAGAGGAUGUCAUAUUGAUAUAACACACAACCUCUUCCAGUUGUUCAAAUAGUAAAACGGAAGACAUAAACGGGGCUAGAUAAGCGGCCGAGGGAAGCUUGGGUCGGGUCGCGUUCAUUACCCGACCUGACCCGACUUAAUCCUCUCCUUUUUUCGCUCCGCCAAUGCUGUCGCGCCCUGAACUAACGCGCUCCGUUUUACAAACCGAACACCUGGAUCAGGUGAUGCAACACAAAAUUCUCUCAACUAUUUUAGUCUGAAGGAAAUGUUAAGGAGCUAAAUAACUGAUUGGCCCAUUUUGUCUUGUUCAUAUUGGCUGCCAGACUUGGGUAACGUCGGUAGAAUUUGGUCGUUCUUUGUUGGCUAUGUUAAGUGUCGAGUGAAAUUACGACUUAUCGACAUGACAUGAGAAAAACGGCGUAGGAAGGUCAUUAGGCGGUUAUGUUUUUGGUGUGAACGCGGGGACAUAACGAUUUAAUGAAAAUGCGAUGAUAUGGACACAGUGUUUGAGCGCGGAGAUUGAAGGUUUCUGGCUCAAUUCUUUCUAGGGACGCAGAACUCUUUCUUUGUUCUUCUCACGCGCCAAGACGAAAAAUAUUUUUCUUUAUCUCAUUACCUUCUCUUUUUUUCUAACUAUCAUGUUAUCAGCGGAUCCAUUAGUGGGAAACAUAGCGGCUCAAUACAUUUCUAACCGCGAGGAACACGACAGAACGGCGAGGGAAUGGACCCGACGAUACGCCACAUGAACUUGCUAACAGAAGAACAUAUUAUAUCGCUUUCAACUUUGUAAAUAACUCACAUUUGAGAUUUCUGAGUAACUAGAGGAGGCCUGGGAAAGAAAUAGAAGAUCGCGUGGGAGCUGGAGAUGAAAGAAUUUAUCCCCGUUUGUUUCCAGGUUCCACGCGAGAUUUAAUUUUCUCGCGAUGUUAUUUCUGUAUCGAGGUGAAAAUAUUUAAGACAUCUUUUAAAGUUUCUGAUAAAUUAUUUUGUCAUGAGUCAUUUUUACACGACUUAGUUUUCCUUGACUUAUCGCUCAUGCAAAAUGCGACGUAACCAGGGAAUGUCAUGUAGUUGUUGUAAUUAAGGUCUGAUCGACGGAAUUUGAGAGAUUUCUCACAUUUGGAUCGGUCAUAAGAGACACUUUUUUCUCAACAAUUCCUCUUAAGACGUCACCUUUCGGUCUCGAGGGCAAUUGACUGUUAACAAACCUUAACUAGCUUUUUCAAUGAGCACAAACAAAGAAGAAACGGAACUGUAUUCAGAGAAACUUCUUGAAAAACUUGGUCGUGUAGAAUCGUCUCGACAAUAAUCGUUGGUUUAUACGAGACAAAGUAUUUUGCACAGACGUUUUUGACACCAGAACGGCGACCGGAAGUAAAAUGCGACUGUUUCUGGUGCGCCUUGGCAUUCAGCCAUCGUCCAGGCAUUUUUUCUGAAUGCUGCAUUGUAAAAAGAAGAGAGAUCCUCUGAUAGCAGACUGCAUUUGAAACACGUCUCUGCUUUAUCUUCCUUUUAAUUCAAUGAAACAACGUGUACACUUUCGUUGCUGUUGUUAUACAUAUGCAUUCAGUUGGAAUGCAACAUUAUUUAAUUUAAAUUUAUCCCAGUUAAAUUGCGCAAGGUGAGAUCGGUGGAAUUUUACUGUAAGUUAACACUGGCUCUGUCCGAGUGGUUUAAAAAUAGUUAUUGACUGAAAUUACCGCUUUAAAGUUUGCUAAUUGUUAAUAUUGCGAAAUCUUAAUUGCUAGCUCGGUUGGAAAUAAAAACAAAUAGUAAUUGCGGUUUACUUGUCCCAUUGCUUAGCGGGCUACAAUUGUAGAACAAUUGUACAAUUGUAUUGUCU
This is a messenger RNA of Pocillopora meandrina, 8360 nucleotides long. NCBI's taxonomy places the organism in Eukaryota, Metazoa, Cnidaria, Anthozoa, Scleractinia, Pocilloporidae. The record is from the annotation of a GenBank genome assembly.